Malaclemys terrapin pileata is the source of this 1590-nucleotide messenger RNA. It is a transcript of the gene SMIM1, whose product is annotated as small integral membrane protein 1 (Vel blood group). NCBI's taxonomy places the organism in Eukaryota, Metazoa, Chordata, Testudines, Emydidae. The transcript has 3 exons. Bases 166 to 396 code for a protein of 76 amino acids. The record is from RefSeq and is a predicted model, not a curated record.
UGGUUUAACACAACAGCACACACAGCUGUUAAAAGCUCACAAUCAACCCAGAAAGGAAAGAGCUAAAGGCAAAGGGUUAUUUUUCACCAAGAAGCAGCUCGGAGCAGAGUCAGAGAAGGACUUUGAUCCUCAGAGUCUUUUUCCUUCAACCUUUUCCUUGGAAGGAUGCAGCCUCAAGACGCAGGUGUUCAGUACAGCAGGUGGAACGACAGUAGUCGUGAUGAAGUCAGUGUGAACACGUCCACUGCCGAGGUGUCGGGAAGUAAAAGAAUCUACACUAAGCUGUGCACUGGGAAAAUCGGCAUUGCAGUUAAAGUGAUUGGAGGAAACAUCCUCUUUUGGAUGGUUUUUGUCAUUGGCUACGUGACCGGUUACUAUGUGCACAAAUGCAAGUAGAAGUAACAGUGAAAUUCACCGGCAGGAUCCCAGGUCUGGAUUUCUCUGGUGAGGUAAUCCCAACCCUCCCUGUCCAGUUCCCACCCCCAAUCAGGCAGGUCAGCAAGCAUGCAUGCAAGAUGCAGGAAUCUUCACUAUGUGUCGUAUGAGCACACAAAGGGAACCAUCAGGAUUAGGGAGGUGCACAGAACCAGUGCUAGAUGCAGCACUUCUUGCUGCCUACGAGAGAACGGAUUGUACAAUCUCAGCUGACGGCUCAACAAAGGCAAAGGAGGAACUAGAAAUGGAUGUGCUCUCCCUCACGAAUCAGCAAAAUGUGCUGUUUCCAAAAUCUGUCACUGCUGCCAAAAUGCCCUGUAUUGCAAUGAGAACAGCUUCUUGGUCCUGCGGUUUCCAUCCCUACCCCUUCUGACACACCCAUCAGCAGGGGAUCUGGGUACCGGUUUUGCAUGGGCAUGUUUUCUAUGAGCUUCUUAAUGGCAUCUGCAUAUCUCCUGGCACAUCUGUAUGCAUGUGAAAACACCUGUUUUGUGAGCACAUAAUGGGUAGUUGUGUGAGCAAACCUGUCACUGGGCACCCAACCUCUGUUUGUGCACCUGACUGCACAAUGCAGGGGACUUUAAUCACAAUUCCUUAGCAGUUACUGGAGCCCUUUGUUGAUCACUGGGUCGACACACACACGCUUCUAUCUGACUAUGACUUUUCCAGGGGCAAGGUGCUGCUCCCUUACAUUUGGGAUCUUUCUCUUUUCAAGCCCUUAUUUCUACCCCGCACUUUACUAGAGGCUGCGAGUGCAGUGCCUGGAUUCACAGGACUUGCUGACCCAACCUUUGAAACUUCUUUAUGCUCCAUCAGUCACGUCAGCCAGGAAGAUUAAAGGCUUUUGCACACAACUCCUCUACUAACUCCUCAGGAAGGCUGCAUGCCAGCUCCCAGUGUAGUUGGGUUCAUUAUAAACCAGUUUGAUGGGAAUCUUUAUUUUAAUCAGCACCUCACUGGCUUCCCCCUGCAAAGGAACCUGUUGCUCCCUGUAAUCAUGUUAAUGUUUCCUUUAGACAGCUCUCUUCAAGGCCAUGGCUCUCACACAGCCUGUUUUAUAGGAUUUUCAAACUGUGCAGCAGACAUGUAAAGCUCUGUAUAUUUCUGCAACAGAGUCAAAUUAUUUUAAGCAAUAAAAAGCAGAUUUAAAACCAA